Molecule: messenger RNA, 710 nt
Organism: Ilyonectria robusta
Lineage: Eukaryota; Fungi; Ascomycota; Sordariomycetes; Hypocreales; Nectriaceae
Exons: 3
Coding region: 1-528 (175 amino acids)
Source: RefSeq, a predicted model, not a curated record
AUGAAGGUCUUCUUCGUCGCCGCCCUCGUUUCAGCUCCCGUUCUAGCGCAGGAUCUUACUAGCCUACCUGCCUGCGCUCAAACUUGCGCUUUGAAUGCUAUCUCCAGCACCGGCUGCGCGCCCACCGACGCCAAGUGUAUCUGCGAGUCAACCAGCUUUCUAAGUAGCGUAGAAAGCUGUAUUAGCACUGCGUGUAACGCAACUGAUCAGCAGGCUACCUUAACAUUCGCCCAGCAAUUUUGCAGCUCCGCUGGCGUCACUUAUCACGCAGCGACUCAAGCCACCACCCAGACUACGACUGGAAGUUCCACAGCGCCGAUUCCCACCACACUGAUCACAACCACCGACUCCUCUGGAAAUGUCUUCACCGUAACUGGCGAGGUCCUCGUAUUAGGUAACAGCAGCACCACCGUCCCUUGCCGCACCGUCAUUACGACCAACGCUGCAGGAGUAACGGUGACAGCGACUGAGACAGGCUUAUCUGUUGUAUGUUGUUCCACUUCUUUACUGAAACUCAUGGCUGACUAGAGUGUGUGAAGUUACCUAUAGAGUUACAAGGACAAAACUCAAGCUCGCAGACUUCAACUGCAUCUACGGCAGCAUCGUCGAGUUUAACAGCGUUACCAUCGAUAGCCACUUCAACUGCAGGAGCAGGAAUGCUAAGUUGGUUAAAUGCAGUUCUGGUAUCAGUUGCGCUAUCAGGUAUCUCG